Molecule: messenger RNA, 3054 nt
Organism: Leptosia nina
Lineage: Eukaryota; Metazoa; Arthropoda; Insecta; Lepidoptera; Pieridae
Source: the annotation of a GenBank genome assembly
AUGUGUAAGGAAAGAAAACUGUUCCGGUCACAUUUUAAGUGGAUAUUACUACAAAACCACGAGGAUAAUGCAUCGUAUAAUUAUCGUAUUGACGAGAGUAUCAAUGCUUUACUCGAUUCAGAAGUUUAUAUGGUGAAAAAAAUGAGGGAAACAUAUGAAAUUAGUCUUGUGUAUAAAAUAUCAGCAGAUACGAAGACCAUCCGAGAAUUUUUUGGCAAAUGGAGUUUUGAUUUUGGUUUACGAAAGAAAGAUCAAUGGAUAGACGUCACUGCUUUACGACGAAGAAAUUUGAGACUACAUAAAGUUAAUGUAUGCUUUGUACUAACGGAUGAAGAUAGUAUCAAUCAUUUAACGGAUGGAGUUAACGAUCAUAUAGACACCAUUACAAAAGUGAACUUUCCGACAGCAAAUCAACUUCUCGAUUUUCUUAAUGCCAGUACAAAUUAUAUAUUCGCAAAUACAUGGGGAUACAGAAGUAAUAACACUUGGAAUGGUAUGACUGGGUACUUGGUGAGAGGGGAGGUGGAAAUGGGAGGUUCUCCAAUGUUCUUUACUUCUCAGCGUUUGUCUGUAGUUGAGUACAUUUCAAGCCCGACUCCAACAAGAUCGAAAUUCGUUUUCCAACAACCGAAGCUAUCAUAUGAGAAUAACCUAUUUCUAUUAUCCUUUCAAAAUUAUCUAUGGUACGGUUCCGUAGCUUUAUUGGGGAUUUUAUUUCUGGCUCUCUUUAUUAUUACAGCUUGGGAAUGGAAACAAAGGAAUACAGAACAAUCAAAGGUUGAAUCAAGUGUACUUCGUCCAAAUAUUUUGGAUAUCGCAAUUUUGAUAUUCGCUGCAACAUGUCAACAGGGGAGCCACACCGAGCUUAAAGGUUCAUUGGGUCGCAUUGUCUUACUUCUUCUCUUCGUGUCUCUGACUUUCCUCUACACUUCAUAUUCCGCAAACAUUGUUGCAUUGCUGCAGUCCAGUUCAUCACAAAUAAGGACUUUAGAUGAUUUAUUGCAUUCAAGACUUACACUCGGCGUCCAUGAUACAAUUUUCAACCGAUACUACUUUUCGAUCGAGACAGAACCGAUUCGAAAGGCGAUAUAUCAAACUAAAAUCGCCCCUUCAGGCAGCGAGCCUCGAUUUAUGGCUAUGGAUGAGGGGAUAACGAAAAUGCGAAAGGGUCUAUUCGCCUUUCAUAUGGAAACAGGCGUUGGUUACAAAUUCGUCAGUAAAUAUUUUGGAGAAGGUGAAAAAUGUGGACUUAAAGAAAUACAGUAUUUGCAAGUGAUCGAUCCUUGGUUGGCAGUCAGAAAAGAAACUCCAUUCUUGGAGUUGUUUAAGAUUGGUACAAAACGCCUUCAAGAACACGGCCUGCAGCAAAGAGAAAAUCGGCUCUUGUAUGAAAAGCGGCCUAAGUGCUUGGGCAGGCAAGAAAAUUUCGUGUCAGUGAGCAUGGUGGAUUGUUACCCUGCACUGCUCAUAUUAUCUUAUGGCACAAAUCACUUACGUCUAGCGAAACUAUUAUGGAAAGAAAAUUCGCCAAAACUUAUAAUGUUUAUGAAAAAUGGUGAUGAUAUAGACAACAUAACGCCGAGUAAUGACUUUUUAAUUAUUGGUGACUGGACAUGUCCGUCAUAUAGUACUUUGUUACAAAAGGCUAAUGACACAGAUAAAUUUCGCAACCCACUUAGAUGGUUUCUGAUUGAUACUAAGAAAGGAUUGUUUAAAUUUAAUAUACCUAUUGAUUCCGAUGUUAUGGUAGCGGAGAAGAAAGAAAAUAGCUACAACUUAUACUCUCCUUACAAAAUGCAUAGCAGCAAGACUUAUAGGAUAGAAGUAUUAGGUACAUGGGUACUAUCACAUGGACUGCAGAAACAGAAGGAGAUGAAUAUGCCGGUAUCAAUGCGACGUAGAAAUUUAAAUGGUCUGCCUAUUACAACCUCUCUUGUUAUAAGUGAUAACAACACAAAGACGGAAAUUAUGAGCUUAAGGAACAUAUUUGUGGACACAUUAUCGAAGUCGGGGUAUCGUCAAAUUAUGCCUCUGUAUGACUUCUUGAAUGCUACAAUGGUCCUAAUUUUUACGGACACUUGGGGUUACAUGCUCAAUGGUUCAUAUAACGGGAUGGUCGGUGAUCUGGUGAGGGGUAGAGCGGAACUUGCCGGUACAAUUUUAUUCAUAACGACAUCGCGCCUCGAUGUGCUCGAGUAUCUGAUGUAUCCAUCUCCUCCCACACCAAAAUUCGUAUUUCGCCAGCCACCUUUAUCUUACCAGAACAACCUAUUUAUACUACCCUUCAAGCCAGUUGUUUGGCUCUGUAUUCUUGGACUCGUUAUGCUGUUGAUCGUUAUUCUUCUUAUCACUGCGUACUGGGAACAUGCUAGAUUGAAAAUUGGUGAUACACAAGAUCAAACAUUAUUGCGACCUAACUUAAGUGACACAGUAAUCAUGGUAAUAAGUGCUAUUUCACAACAAGGAAGCACGACGGAACUGAAAGGUACUCUCGGUCGUGUCGUGAUGUUUCUGUUAUUCUUCGCUUUCGUCUUUCUGUACACAUCCUAUUCAGCGAACAUAGUGGCCUUGUUGCAGUCGAACUCGAAUAAGAUCCGGACUUUAGCUGAUUUGCUGAACUCGAAGCUAGAAUUAGGCGCAGAAGAUAUUGUAUACAAUCGAUAUCACUUUGCGUCCGCAACUGACCCCAUAAGGAAAGCCAUCUAUCAGACGAAAAUCGCACCCCAAGGUUCGAAGGAGCCAAACUUUUUCAGCUUAGAGGAAGGCGUUAAAAAGAUGAGAUCGAAACCGUUUGCUUUCAACAUGAACUUGGGAACUGGGUACCGAUUAGUCGAAAAAUAUUUCCAUGAACACGAAAAAUGCGGCCUUCAAGAGAUUGAGUUCAUACAAGAAAACAAACCGUGGCAAACUUGUCGCAAGAAUUCACCGUAUAAGGAGAUAUUCAAAAUUGGGUUAGUAAUCUACAUAGAGAAAGAUAUGCCUCCAACUUUACUUUUACAUCCUCUACGCGUUCAGUUUUAUUGUGCCUCCCAAAGUUCUGGCUUCGAAUACUGA